Molecule: messenger RNA, 632 nt
Organism: Ilyonectria robusta
Lineage: Eukaryota; Fungi; Ascomycota; Sordariomycetes; Hypocreales; Nectriaceae
Exons: 3
Coding region: 1-363 (120 amino acids)
Molecular function (GO): zinc ion binding; nucleic acid binding
Source: RefSeq, a predicted model, not a curated record
AUGGUGCCCAAGUUACCACCAUCGAUUCUCUUUGACCUGCUCGGCCAAGACACAGUAAGUCAUAGCCAUCAUCACUCUUUCGAUGUCGAAAGGACCAUCUAUAGAGGGCCUGGGCGUGGCGGAAGAAUCCGCAAGCCCUUCACCGGCAAAUGCCGGAUUUGCCAGAAAAAGGGGCACAAGGCCCUGGAGUGCCCUGUCCGGGCAUGGCAGCUCCGCCAGGCCGUGGAGGAGAAAAAGAAAGAGGAAGAGGAGAAGGAGGAGGAGAAGGCCGCCGAGAAGCCCGUCGAGAAGACUGCUGAGGACCCCAAUGGGGAGAAGCCCUCCAAGGGCGGUGAGGACGUCGCCAUGUCCGUAGAUGCCUAAUCCAGGGUUAAUGGAAUGAAGCAGCCUAUCUCGAGCUGUUGAGUACUGUGACAGGCGGUCGGGGACUCUUGGGCUGGCGGGUCGCUAGCAGAGACACCACAGGGGAGAUAAAAGGUGGAGGUGAGAGCGACAGAGGGGGGGAGCAUCGUGUUUUCUUUUCUUGAGAUUUCCUCUGGCAAGUCAGAGAGUCAGAGGGUCUAAAGAAUUCUUGUUGGAGUUAAUGAAUUUGUUGCCUUAUGUUCGAGAGGUCCAUUUGAGUAUAUUUUGAC